AUGGAUUCAACAGCAGAUAAUUGUCCAAUAUGUUGGGAUGACUUUAAGGAGCCAAAGUUGUUGAAGUGCUGUCAUUCCUUUUGCUGUAAGUGUCUGAGGAACUACACUCGUAAAAAUAGGGGACGUAGUGAGCUGACUUGUCCGCUAUGUCGACAAGUCUGGGAAAUACCAGAAAAAGGUGUUGGUGAAUUUUUAACAAACUAUUUCAUAGCAGACACAGAUUUUAAGCUCGAGGGAGUUGUUCUACCCUGUGGUUGCUGCAGGAAGGAACGUGUCCUUAAAACAUGUUCACACUGCAGUCAGGCCAUGUGUGGUGAAUGCGCAUUUGAUCACCGGGAAGCGCUGCGACUGUCAGGUGAGGAUCAUCUUACCGUGUUUGACAGUAGAGAUGACAACGCUGCUGACUCUGACUCGGAUGAAUACGAGUCUAUGGACUCAGGUCGACGACAGCAGCGACGCAAUUCGUCGACAUUAGCUAUACCCUUUUCUCUGUCUAUUGCCUUGCCUCCGAUGCGAACAAACUUGAAAGUAGAACCUUUAUCAACAUUUGUUAUAGAGAGUGAAUUUCCAGGCAGCAGUGAACGUCCAUUUAUCAACUGUAUACAUCCUGUAUCGGAGGAUGAGUGUUGGAUAAUUCCUACGGCUGGACCAGACUUGGUCCGUUAUACAUGGGAAGGAGAGAGAAAGCAAAUCAUUCACCUUGGUGGUAUACUAACAUCACUGGUCUGCCAGCCUGAUGGUGCAUUCCUUAUCUCUCUUUGGGGAGACAAGUCAAUUGUGGCACUGUUGUCCGACUCCAUGGUCAGGGGUUUUUCCAACACUGGAGAUAUUCAUCCUCAUUCUUUGGCGGCCUUUCCAGAUGGACGUGUAGUGUUUUGUGGACCGUCUUCAAAAUCUGCUGAAAAAUCAGACCCAGAAAAGGAAAAAACAACAGUCAAUGAAGGAAGUCUGUCCAUAUUGUCUAAAGAUGGGUCUCUGAUCAGAGAAGUAAGACACAGUAGAACAGGUCCGAUAUUUGAGAAUCCAGCAGCCGUUGCUGUCAAUCCUGUGAUUGGAUCCAUAGCAGUUGCAGACAAAGGAAGGGGAUGUGUUUUCCUUUUGUCCCCUGAUGGUGAAAUGUUUUCUCAGUACAAAGGAGCUAACCGCAGACAGCACUUCCCCUUCCUUUUAGCAGCACAGGAAGAUGUCCAGUUCCUGCCCCUGAAUCUGUGCUUUGAUAAAACGGGAAACUUGUACAUAUUAGAUGCAUCCUCAAGAUUAAUCCACAUCCUGAAUCCACAUGGUGAAUUCUUGGGCAUCAUGGCACCAGGGGACAUUGAGGAGUUUUCUCAUCCAUUUAGUAUAGCUAUUGAUCACAAGGGCAGAAUGUGGAUUGGAGAUGAGUCAGACCACUGU
Molecule: messenger RNA, 1395 nt
Organism: Mizuhopecten yessoensis (Yesso scallop)
Lineage: Eukaryota; Metazoa; Mollusca; Bivalvia; Pectinida; Pectinidae
Exons: 1
Biological process (GO): positive regulation of DNA-templated transcription
Cellular component (GO): nucleoplasm; chromatin
Molecular function (GO): ubiquitin-protein transferase activity; metal ion binding; protein binding
Source: RefSeq, a predicted model, not a curated record